Molecule: messenger RNA, 379 nt
Organism: Linum tenue
Lineage: Eukaryota; Viridiplantae; Streptophyta; Magnoliopsida; Malpighiales; Linaceae
Source: the annotation of a GenBank genome assembly
ACUAAUUUGCAGCAAUGUCCAGAUCCAAGAGCAGGUUGCACUGAAAGACUGUCAGACUGGAGCAAGCUUUGGGGUUUCUGCAGGCAGUCAGGUCAAGGGAGAAUCCUUAGCAAGGAAUGGGAAAUAGCGUUUGUAAGGAAUGGUCUUGGAGGGUCAAAAAACUGUAGAUAACAAAAGGAGAAAUGAUGUGUACAGAUUGGGUGGCUACUGAUAGGUCUAGGCGAGCACGGAGAAAUGGCAGUAUUUCCCAGAGACACUGAGAUGGCUUGCGUGCAAAGGUGUUUUGUGAUGCAAACUUGUGUUUCUCAACUAUGGUUUAUUGGAUCAUCUACUGUAGUCUGACCAUACCCUUGAGAUUUGCCUUGCCUUGAAAUCUAAG